AUGGCCCCCGAUAUCAACACCAUUCAGACGACGGCACCUCUUCCCAGGGGCAGCGCUGAGAAACCAAACAUUCUCUACAUCAUGGCUGAUCAGCUGGCUGCCCCUCAGCUCAAGAUGUAUAACCCAGAAUCACAGAUCAAAACGCCAAACCUGGACCGCCUCGCUGCCACUUCUGUACAGUUUGAUUCUGCAUACUGUCCUUCCCCGUUGUGCGCCCCCUCCCGAAUGAGCAUGAUCACAGGUCUUUUGCCCAUGAAGAUCGGCGCUUAUGAUAAUGCCUCUCAAAUCAACUCUGAGAUCCCUACCUAUGCCCAUUAUCUCCGUUCCAAGGGCUACCACACAGCUCUGGCAGGUAAGAUGCACUUUGUCGGGGAUCAGCUUCAUGGAUAUGAGCAGCGUCUGACGAGCGACAUCUAUCCCGGGGAUUUUGGCUGGGCCGUCAACUGGGAUGAGCCCGAUACUCGUCUAGAAUGGUAUCACAAUGCCAGUUCAAUCCUACAGGCAGGCCCUUGUGGUCGUAGCAAUCAGCUGGACUAUGAUGAGGAGGUCAUGUAUCGAAGCGUUCAGUAUCUGUGGGACCACGUCCGCGAAGGCCCGGAGAAGCGCCCGUUUGCUUUGACGGUUUCUCUCACCCAUCCUCACGACCCUUACACCAUCACAAAGCAAUACUGGAACCGCUAUGAGGACGUAGAUAUUGCGCUGCCAAAGGUCCGCAUUCCCAAAGAGGAGCUCGAUACUCACAGCAAGCGCCUACUGAAAGUCUGUGACCUCUGGGACCAGGACUUUUCUGACGAACAAAUUAAGAGAGCCAAACGCGCCUACUACGGCUCCGUCAGCUACGUGGAUGAUUGCAUCGGCAAACUUCUCGAGACGCUUGAAGACGCUGGUUUGGCCGAGAAUACCAUCAUCAUUUUCAGUGGCGACCAUGGCGAUAUGUUGGGCGAGCGAGGUCUGUGGUACAAAAUGAGCUAUUUCGAGUCAUCUGUUAGAGUCCCUCUACUGGUCAACUACCCGAAGUGGUUCCAACCUCACCGCGUCAGUCAAAAUGUAUCAACGCUUGACCUGCUCCCAACCAUUUGCGAUCUAAUUGGCACCAAACCUGCUCCGUAUCUGCCCAUGGACGGGCUCAGCAUGUUACCUCAUCUUCAGAACAGGGAAGGCCAUGACACUGUCUUUGCUGAAUACACUGGCGAAGGCACUGUCCGACCAAUGAUGAUGAUUCGCCGUGGACCUUGGAAGUAUAUCACUUGCCCGGCCGACGAGCCACAGUUCUAUAAUUUGGAACGGGAUCCUCAAGAACUUGACAAUUUGGCACGCUUCGUGAGGGUUGCACCACAGAAUGCUGAAGAAGAAGGAAUUAAAGCGCUCUUCGAAAAAUAUGACGCAGAGGCCAAGGCCAAGUGGGAUUUUGACGCCAUCACAGCACAGGUCCUCCAGUCUCAGCGUAGCCGUCGCGUUGUUUGGGAUGCCCUUAAGGAAGGCGCGUUCACAAGCUGGGAUUUCGAUCCCUUAGAUGAUGGUAGAAUGAAGUAUAUCCGCUCCACUAUCCCUCUGGAUGCUCUUGAGCGCCGUGCUCGUUUCCCCUUUGUGGAUAGUAACGGGUACGAGUCCAAAGCAGUCAACUCAACUCGUAAUUGA
Messenger RNA from Metarhizium acridum CQMa 102, 1638 nucleotides. RefSeq lists its product as uncharacterized. Gene Ontology annotation, cellular component: cytoplasm. Gene Ontology annotation, molecular function: sulfuric ester hydrolase activity. NCBI's taxonomy places the organism in Eukaryota, Fungi, Ascomycota, Sordariomycetes, Hypocreales, Clavicipitaceae. The record is from RefSeq and is a predicted model, not a curated record.